AUGGACCCCGUAACAGCAAUCGGUCUCGCAUCGUCCAUCAUCGCUUUCGUCGAUUUUGGCUGGAAGCUCAUAAAAGGUGCAAAAGAAAUAUACGACGCCGCCGAUGGCACUCUGGAGGAGAACCGGAGCCGUGAGGCUGUUGUCCUCGAGAUGAAACGCCUAACCGUCCAGCUUGUCUCGCCCGAGCACUCGCUUCUGUCUGGUGAGGAGAGAGAUCUCUGUUUGCUCGCUGGCACAUGCCAUCUGGAAAAGCGCCUAGGCGCUUGUCGCAGUCAACUGGCGCUGCACAUUAAUGCUACAACCAUGUUCUCGAUCGACAAGCUCUCCGAGUACGUCAAAGACAAUGCCUCAAGCCUCAAGCCGCUGAAGAAAGCCAUGUCCCAGCUGUCUCGGAUUGGUGCGGAUACCCAAACGCAGGUUCGCCAGCUGUUGAAUAUACAGAAAAACGCGCUCCAUGCUAUCAUAAAGGCCCGAAUCCUGGCAGGUUUAAAAUUUGAGGGUAUGCAUGAUCGUCAUGAUAUGGUAGCAGAGGCACAUGAAAAGACAUUUCGGUGGAUCUUCAAUGUCGAAGGUGACGGCAAUCAAGAUAUGCAGGGAUAUUCUGCCAAGACUCCGUACCGGCAAGACGAUGCUACGAAAGAGGAAGCUGAACUCAAAGAAGAAGCACGAGAGAGAUUCCUACAAUGGCUAUCGUCUGGAUCAGGAAUUUUCCACAUAUCAGGAAAGAUGGGCUCGGGAAAGUCGACGCUGGUGAAUUUCCUGAGCGACCAUCCGGAAACGGCGACGAGACUUGAGACUUGGGCAACAAGCUUCUUCUUCUGGCGGCCAGGCUCCGAUAUGCAGAAAUCACUCAGCGGGCUCUACCGUUCUCUCUUGCACGAUGUGCUCAGCUUCUGCCCCGAGCUUAUUCUUGAUGUCUUCCCUAGUGUUUGGCAGCGGGCAAUGGAAACUCCUUACGACGGUCAAACUAAGGAAUAUUUUCAAGAGAGCGACAUCAAAAAUGGGUUUAAUGUCCUCGUCACUAAAGAGGAGCUAUUCGAACAUCAUUCGUUCUGCUUCUUUAUCGACGGCCUAGAUGAAUACCAGACCCCAGUGGAUGCCGUGAUCUCCGAUAUGGUUGGUGAGCUCUGCCGCUGGACGAUCACCUCGCCGUCGAGUGUGAAGCUUUGUGUCUCCAGCCGGGAGUAUCCUGAAUUUAUGGACAAGUUUUCGCCGUCACAGCGGUUGAGGCUUCAUACGCUGACACGAUUCGACAUCGAGGUAUAUGUCAGAGACAAACUCGGUCGCACAGAAGAUAAGGGAAUCGCGACGUUGACUAAGUCUAUUGUCGAAAAGGCUAGCGGCAUCUUCUUCUGGGUGUCGCUGGUGGUCAGACAAAUACGUGAGCAGCUGGAGAUCGGGGUUGAGCCUGCUCGUCUUGUCGAAAUUGUUAAUGGCUAUCCAGUUGGACUGGACCAUCUCUACCGGCACAUACUCCAGACACUCUCCCCUUACAGUCGCAAGAGGGCGUACCAGACGCUAACCAUGAUGCCGUUUGUAGGUGGUACCAGCGACAGUCUACCUUUAGACCUUCUAGCAUACUCCUUUCUCGACAAGUACAAUGAAGAUCCGGAAUUCGCCCGGAAAGAGACAUUCGAUGCGGGACUUCCACAAUUGAGGGCCUGCGAGGAGACAACACGAUCCCAAGCCCGAAGCCUUUUAAAUGGCUGGUGCCGGGGGCUUGUCGAGGCUGACGAAAAUGGCCACCUUGGCUACGCUCACCGCUCUGUGGCAGACUUUUUGGAGGCUGCGGACAUCCGAGAACGGAUGGCUGCCUCUGUCAACGGCUCUCAUCCCGUCAGCAUCUUCUCAGAGCUAAUCCUGGCGCACUUGAAAGUUGACAAAUAUGCCUUCUAA
Molecule: messenger RNA, 1896 nt
Organism: Grosmannia clavigera kw1407
Lineage: Eukaryota; Fungi; Ascomycota; Sordariomycetes; Ophiostomatales; Ophiostomataceae
Exons: 4
Coding region: 1-1896 (631 amino acids)
Source: RefSeq, a predicted model, not a curated record